Messenger RNA from Dothidotthia symphoricarpi CBS 119687, 1023 nucleotides. RefSeq lists its product as uncharacterized. The record is from RefSeq and is a predicted model, not a curated record. NCBI's taxonomy places the organism in Eukaryota, Fungi, Ascomycota, Dothideomycetes, Pleosporales, Dothidotthiaceae. The transcript has 2 exons. Gene Ontology annotation, molecular function: ubiquitin-protein transferase activity. Gene Ontology annotation, cellular component: Smc5-Smc6 complex; nucleus. Gene Ontology annotation, biological process: double-strand break repair via homologous recombination; DNA damage tolerance. Bases 1 to 1023 code for a protein of 340 amino acids.
AUGUCUCGAGACGACUCUCCACUCGUUCGCGAUGCCUCUCCCGAGACAGGCUACACCUCCGUACAUCGCGCCUUCCUACAAUCCUUCCUCACCCACAAUGUAAUGACCGUCGACGAAAUCAAGCCCGUCCUCGCGCACAUAAUCACCGCAUCUAAUCCAGACCGCCCGUACAUGGAAGGCGACGUAACGCAACCGCAAAUAACCUCCACAAUCCAAACCCUCAACGCGCGCAUCACCCCCUUCGACCUAGAAAUCCGGUCCACACGCGACCAACACUCCAAAGCGCUCACCUACGCGCUCGUAAACAACGCCUCAGACGCGCUGACGCAACUCGCGACGAAAUUCUCCCCCGCCGAAAUAGCCUACAUCCGGCGCCUGCUCGACUGCAUGUUCGACACAAACAACACACCCACCCGCGAGACAAUGGCGCUGAAGCAGAACGAAGCAUCGGCGCUAGCGCGCGCCUCGCGCCGCAAUAGACAAAGCCAGGUACACAGCGCGGACGGCGAGGAGGCCGCAGACCCGGGGAUCAGUAUGCAGGACGCAGAGACGGUCCUCGAGGACCUCGUCAACGCGGGUUUCCUGCGCAAAUCACAACACGGCUUCUACUCACUCGCCCCCCGCGCCCUGAUGGAACUCCGCGCCUACCUCAAAGAGACGUACAAUGAGGCUGCGGACGACACGGAGGACGGCGUGGAAGUCAUGCGCAUACGCGACUGUGAGGGGUGCAGGGAGCUUAUGACGCAUGGCAUUCGGUGUGACAAGAGGGAGUGUGGGGUGCGGUGGCAUGAUCAAUGUGCGAAUAACUUCUACCGCGGUAAGACGGUCGAGAAUAGAAAGUGUCCGAAGUGUCGGACGGUGUGUUCGGGGAAGGUGUUUGUUGGGGAGAGGGCUGUGACGAAGGGUGGGAGUACCGGGGCGGGGACGGCAAGUGGGAGGAGGAGUACGCAGAGUAGAAGAGAGGAAGAGGAAGAGGACGAGGAAGAGGACGACGAUGAAGGGGAAGAAGACGAGGAAGAGUAG